AAGCGUAACCGCAUCGUGAGUGUCGAACCACGCUUCCUCCCCUCUUUCUCCCCAAUUCAUCGACGUUUUGACGGAUUUCAGGACCCUUCUCUCCCCCCUUUCCUUCCUCGUCAUCCACUUCCGCGUAUUACCCCCUUUCCCCUCCCAACUCCCUCCACCCUCCAUACGGACUUUUUGGGAAGUACACGCCGCCGAGAGUGCGCCUCAAUCGGGAAGCGGAGCUCCAGAGUCGCGGUCCCUUUCCCCGAGAACCGCCGCCCCGCUGAUCGCAAAACCGACGUGCCGCAUGGUGGGAAUCUCCGACUCCUUUCUGUGUCGCCCCGGGAAGCGCUCCACCAUGCCCGACUCACCUGCGGAUGUCAAAACACAAUCCAGGUUGACCCCGCCCACCAUGCCGCCCCCGCCCACCACGCAAGGAGCCCCCCGAAACAGCUCCUACACGCCCACCACUCUGACCAACGGCAGCAGCAGCCACUCUCCCACGGCGCUAAAUGGUGCGCCGUCGCCACCCAACGGUUACGGCAAUGGCCCCGGCUCGUCGUCACUGGCCAAUCAGCAGCUUCCGCCGGCAUGCGGCGCGCGGCAGUUGAGCAAGCUCAAGCGCUUUCUGACUACCUUGCAGCAAUUCGGAAACGACAUCUCGCCCGAGAUCGGAGAACGCGUGCGCACGCUGGUCCUGGGCUUGGUGAAUUCCACGCUAACCAUCGAGGAGUUCCACUGCAAACUUCACGAAGCCACCAACUUCCCCCUGCGACCUUUUGUCAUCCCCUUCCUCAAGGCCAAUUUGCCGCUCCUGCAACGGGAGCUCCUUCACUGCGCCCGCCUGGCCAAACAGAACCCGGCUCAGUACCUGGCCCAGCACGAGCAACUCCUGCUGGACACCAGCACGUCGUCGCCCGUCGACUCUUCUGAGCUCCUCCUGGACGUCAACGACAACGGCAAGAGGCGAACGCCUGACAGAACCAAAGAAAACGGCUUUGAGCGAGAGGGCGCCCCUCACGGUCCAGACGCGCACCCCAGCAAGCGUGCGUGCACCAUCAGCCCCGGGCAACGCUUCAGCCCGUCCAACGGCAUCUCGUACCAGCCCAACGGCCUGAGCCACCCGGGCGGCCCCGUCCCGCCGCCGCAGCACUACCGGCUGGACGACAUGGCCGUCGCCCACCACCAUUACCGUGACACUUACCGCCACCCGCCUGCCAAUCACAGGGAGAUCCGGGAGAGGGCCCGCCCCAUCGGCAUGCACUCAGGAGGCCGCCAGGAGGAGGUGAUCGACCACCGGCUGACGGAGCGCGAGUGGGCCGAGGAGUGGAAGCACCUUGACCAUGUAAGAAAACUACUCAAUUGCAUCAUGGACAUGGUGGAGAAGACGCGGCGCUCGUUGACGGUGCUCCGCCGCUGUCAGGAGGCCGACCGCGAGGAGCUCAACUACUGGAUCCGACGCUACAGCGACGCCGAGGAGCUGAAAAAGAGCGCCGCAGCCGCUGCUGCCGCAAGUCAAUCCAGGCAGCAGAGCCCCGCUGCACAAGACAACGCCACAUCGGACAUCCACAGGGAGCUCCUACAUCGGCCUGGUUCUGGCUACGUCCCUGAAGAAAUCUGGAAGAAAGCUGGUGCAGGAGGACUGACUUCCUGUGUGUCCGCGCUCUUUCCAGAGGAGGCGGUGAACGAGGUGAAGCGGCAAGCCGUGUCGGAGUUGCAGAAGGCCGUGUCGGAGGCCGAGCGCAAGGCCCACGACAUGAUCAGCAGCGAGCGCGCCAAAAUGGAGCGUACCGUCGCCGAGGUCAAGCGGCAGGCCGCCGAAGAUGCGCUCUCUAUCAUCAACCAGCAGGAGGACUCCAGCGAGAGCUGCUGGAACUGCGGCCGCAAAGCCAGCGAGACGUGCAGCGGCUGCAACACGGCUCGUUACUGCGGCUCCUUCUGCCAGCACAAAGACUGGGAGAAGCACCACCACGUGUGCGGGCAGACUCUGCAAGCCCAGCCGCCGCCGCCCUCGCAGCCGGCGCCGCCUGCCCCCGAGGCCCCCGCCCCGGUCAGUUCAUCGGCGUGCACCCCCAGCAGCUGCGCCGGCAGUCCGGCCCCAACCCCGCCGGCGGCGGCCCCCGGGUCAUCCGCGCCUGGCACCCCGUCGUCGUCCUCCGCCCCGGACGCCCACUAGAGGGAGCUCCGUGAGCUAACGGAGAACGUGGGUCAUAUUGACUCGCCUUGACUUUAAGCGCAAAGAUAUUCUUUGUAGCCCAACGACUGAAUGUAAAUAGAUAAUUUUCGCUUCUUGUCGUCGUGAUCGUACGUGUCGCAGUUGUCGUUUAAUGUAGCGUGGUUUUCUUGUAAAUAAGACUGAGCAGGGGAAGCAGCGAUGUCACGUUUCCCACUGAAAGCCGAGUCAACCGCAAUCAAACUUUCUGAGACAAAAUGGAGGCAAAAAUCUCACAAUAGAUCAUCAAGUUCAAGUAUUUUUUUUAGACUACUGGAGAACAAUUACAGCAACAGCAAGUGCCAUCUAAACAUUUUUAGUAUUUUUUUUUAGUUUGCUUUCCAUGAAUUCCCCCCAAAUUAAAAAAGUAACUAAAACUAUUGCAGCAUUCUAAAAGAGCAUACCUACAUCUAUCCAUAUUUCGGAUCUGUUUGACCCUUUUUUCAUAUUACAUACCUUGCAAAUUUGAGAUAAAUUGGCUAAUUCGUUCUUACAAAAUUCCUUUUCUGACCUCUGUGACCUUUGACCUCAUGUCCCCAAAAUGUCAUCACCUCUACCAUUUAAUAUUACUAUAUGAACGGAUGGAUGGUAAUCCUGCAAAUUUGAUAAUCACUUUAUUCGAUCUUGAGUCAUCUUGAACACAAGCAUACACAGAAAACUAUUUGACCUUUGACCUCAUUACCACAGAAUCACCUCCUUUUCAUUUUAGACAUAUCCUGCAAAUUUGAUCAUCCCUGUAUUCGAGUUUGAGUCAUGCCGAACACAAGCAUACUCAAAAACCUCUGUGACCUUUGACCUCAUUACACCAGAAUCACAUCCAUUUCAUUUUACAAACAUAUCCUGCAAUUUAGAUAGCCCCUGUAUUCGAUUUUGAGUCAUUUUUAACACGAGCAUACACAGAAAACUCUUUGACCUCGUUACCACAGAAUCCCCUCCGUUUCAUUUUACAGACAUAUCCUACAAAUUUGAUAAUGCCUGUAUUCGAGUUUGAGUCAUCUUGAACUCAAGCAUACUCAAAAACCUCUAUCUUUGACCUCAUUACACCAGAAUCCCCUCCAUUUCAUUUUACAAACAUAUCCUGCAAUUUUGAUAACCCAUGUAUUCGAUUUUGAUUCAUCUUGAACACGAGCAUACACAGAAAACUCUUUGACCUUUGACCUCUUUACCACAAAAUCACUUCCAUUUCAUUUUACAAACAUAUCUUGCAAAUUUGAUCAUCCCUGUAUUCGAGUUUGAGCCGUCUUGAACACAAGCAUACUCAAAAACCUCUUUGACCUUUGACCUCAUUACACCAGAAUCCCCUCCAUUUCAUUUUCAAAACAUAUCCUGCAAUUUAGAUAACCCCUGUAUUCGAUUUUGAGUCCAUUUGAACACGAGCAUACACAGGAAACUAUUUGACCUUUGACCUCUUCACCACAGAAUCACUUCCAUUUCAUUUUACAAACAUAUCCUGCAAAUUUGAUCAUCCCUGUAUUCGAGUUUGAGUCAUCUUGAACACAAGCAUACUCAAAAACCUCUUUGACCUUCUGUAUUCGAUUUUGAGUCCAUUUCAACACGAGCAUACACAGAAAACUCUUUGACCUUUGACCUCAUUACCACAGAAUCACCUCCAUUUCAUUUUACAAACAUAUCCUGCAAAUUUGAUCAUCCCUGUAUUCGAGUUUGAGUCAUCUUGAACACAAGCAUACUCAAAAACCUCUUUGACCUUCUGUAUUCGAUUUUGAGUCCAUUUCAACACGAGCAUACACAGAAAACUCUUUGACCUUUGACCUCAUUACCACAGAAUCACCUCCAUUUCAUUUUACAAACAUAUCCUGCAAAUUUGAUCAUCCCUGUAUUCGAGUUUGAGUCAUCUUGAGCACAAGCAUACUCAAAAAUCUCUUUGACCUUUGACCUCAUUACACCAGAAUCAACUCAUUUCAUUUUACAAACAUAUCCUGCAAUUUAGAUAACCCCUGUAUUCGAUUUUGAGUCAUCUUGAACACAAUCAUACACAGAAACCUCUUUUAACCUCACUCAAAACCGCACUGAGAUGUAGAUGAAUGAAAAAAACAAGGCAAUGAUGCAACUAGCAACGAAGGGAUAUACAAACUGUCAAAUAGCAGCAAGUCAAUAUCUCAGCAAGCCGCCUAGGAUCGGUUUAAAGACACUGCUGAUGAGCUGGAGUUGGAUGCAGGUGCGACGUUGGGAACUCGUCCCAGAUCUCUGUAACAAAACUAUCUGACCAGCAGCAAAAUGUGACAAAAUCAUGCACAUCGUCAUACUAGCUUUUCUUGCUAGCUAGCACAGCUAUUUGUGGCUUAUUAGAGCCUACAAGACUUUAGGUCCGAGGUCACACCCCCAGCCAAAUUAUGAAAAAAAAUGAUUUAUUGUCCGAAAAAUACGACAAAUAAGUAAAUUAUACUCCCUAUUGCUGUAUUGUAAUACUAUACAGCUAGCUACCGCUAAACAUUCAAAUUUAAGUGAGAGUCAAACGUAAUUAAUCCUAAAAGCUGUUUUUGUGCCAAGUUUUGAGAACACAAAAAUAUUUAAAGCAUCUACGCAGAUUUUUUAAAAAAUACCAUAAUCUGCUAAUUCUCCUCAAAUUGAAACUGCAAUGUUGUAUUGUGCACAGUUGUUCCUGUACUUGCCAAAAUUUUGACUCUUACACAUAAACACAAAAAAAUGAAGCAUAAUUUUGAGAAUAUUUUAAAAACGACAGUUUUUCCUGUGCCAUGUUUUUACCGAGAAGUGAAAUUUGGCGUUUUCUAGUUGUCUGCGACGGACAAACCAUUAUUUUCCUCUUGGAUUCCUCAUUUCUUCUCUGGAUUUUGGACAUUUUUUUAACCAAAUGGACCAAAUAUUCGACGGUAUUAUUUUUUCGUCCCUCUAAACCUGGAAAGCAACAGCGACGUAUUUCCAAAAAUGGAAGCAAAUUUCAACCUGUGGAAUACAAAACCCUCACGAGGAUGUGAAAAAAUUAUUUUGGACACCCAGGAAGUGAGGACAUUUUCUGUCACAUGACCAGGAAGUAGUGGAGGACUUAAUCGGACUCUUUGGAAGCAACUUGACGUCAAGAUUUUUAUUGUUUUUUGCUUUUCUGAGUCUCAACAACGGUGGCCAUAAAGGUUUUUUUGGACUAUUACGCCUUUAUCCCGUUGAACGUCACAAAAAAUUGAAAAAAAGACGUUUUAGCGCUGCUUUCACACGCCUGCAAAAUCGCCAAGCUGCUAUUCCGAUCCGAGCCAGAACUUUUUUCCGAGAACUAGCGUUUCGUUCCGAUGUAUUUGCACUGUCACAAUGUUACUAAUACAGCAUGCAAUGUUUUUUUAAGCUUUUUCAAGUUUUCAAUAGCAGAAUGUAAGAAAAAUCUUUUUUUUUUUCUCAUCGUUUUUUUUUUUUUUUUUUUUUUAUCGCGCUAGCUAAACUCGGAAUUGUUGGCGGUGCAUGACCAGGUUUUUGGUAGAUAUUUGUUUUUUAGAAAAAUGACAAAACUAGAGAUGGGAAAAAAAGGUCAUCUUGAUAUACUGACUUUCCAAAUGGCGUACAUUUAUUGACAGCUUUAACAUCGCAAGGCACCAGGUAACACGCAAACAUACACACGCUAUGAACACAGAAACACGCGUUAAAAACAGCCAAAGAUUGCCACCAAGAACCAAAUCCUCAUUUACUUUUUUUUUUUUUUUUUAACAGAAAAAAUUAGUGUCGGUUUGUCAACCAUUUUGUCACGAUAAACUGACGGCUAAACGUUUCGAGCAAUAAUUUUUUUUCUUACGAUUUCAAGAUUUUCAGUUGAAAAAUGACGUAGCGUUACUUCCGUGAAUUCGGCCCCCCAUCUGAUGCAAAUUUAUAUAAAAAUGACGUCAAACGUUUGUGCUGCAAAAAGUUUCGUUUGGGCUGCUAAAUUCGCACAUUAACGAGAAUGCCAUCGGCAGAAGAGGAAGCAGAUGCCAUAGCAUUGAAGGAGAAAAGUUGAAAAAAAAUGAAAAUAGACAUCCUAAUAAACUGUAAUGCCGGAAUAUUGCCAAUCAGAAUGUCACAAAGUGAUUUUUAGGAGUUUAAAGAUUUCUUUUGGGUCUUAACGUGAUUAUCACGCUUUUUUUUUUUUUUCACGAAACAAACCCGUCAAUAUUGCGCUUUUUUUUUUUUUCUUUUGUAGCAAGACAUUAUAAGAACUUUUUUCACAAGGUUACUUUUUCAAACUGCUUUUUCUAUUACGGUAUUUCACUCUUGUUGUUGUCAUUCAUUUGUAGUGUUGCACCGAUACUUGUAUCGGUACCGAUACGGCACUAAAAUAUCGGUAUGGGCGAGUACUAAAACAACUUGAUGAGAUCUAGUUUCCAACUGCUGGUCGCCCUACCCAGCUACGCAUGCUGCAGUUUUAACGCCUCUAAAGAUGGCUACCAGCUACUGAUCUCUCAAUUUUAACGCCUCUACCAACAUGGCUGCCCCUUUGGCCAUUUUAGUAGGGGCAAUGAAAGGUCUUUUCAUGCUUCUGCCAUGAUUUAAAAUGACUUUCACUAGUAGAUGUCCAAUCCAUUUGAGGUGGACGUGAGCUAAACCUUGCCCCGACCGGCAUGGCCUUAAGGCGGCCAUGUUGGUAGUGGCGAUGAAAGGUUUUUUCGUGCUUCUGCUGUGAUUUAAAAUGAGUUUUACUAGUAGAUGUCCAAUCCAUUUGAAGUGGGACGAUAGUUUGACUUACCAACCUCAGUGCGGCCAUGUUGGUAGGUGGGAUGAGAGUUAAGCCUUGCCCCUACCAACAUGGCCUCAAGUCGGCCAUGUUGGUUGGAGCGAUGAAAGGUCUUUUCAUGCUUCUGCCAUGAUUUAAAAUAAAUUUCACUAGUAGACGUCCAAUCCCUUUGAAAUGGGACAAUAGUUCAGCCUUGCCCCUACCAACAUGGCCUCAAGUCGGCCAUGUUUGUUGGGGCGAUGAAAGGUCCUUCGUGCUUCUGCCUUGAAUUGAAAUGAUUUUACUAGUAGAGGUCCAAUCCAUUUGAAGUGGGACGAUAGGUUUGAGAUACCAACCUCAGGGCAGCCAUGUUGGUAGGGGCAAAGAAAGGUCUUUUCAUGCUUCCGCCUUGAAUUGAAAUGAGUUUCACUAGUAAAUGUCCAAUCCAUUUGAAGUGGGGUGAUAAUAAAGACUAGCCCCAAUCAACGUGGUCUCAAGGCGGCCAUGUUGGUAGGGGCGAUGAAAGGUCUUUUCAUACUCCUGCCAUGAUUUGAAAUGAGUUUAACUAUUAGACGUCCAAUCCAUUUGAAGUGGGACGAUAGGUUUACUUACCAACCUCAGAGCGGCCAUGUUGGUAAGGGCGAUGAAAGGUCUUUUCAUGCUUUUGCCUUGAUUUAAAAUGAGUUUCACUCGUACACGUCCAAUCCAUUUGAAGUGAGGCGAUAGUUAAGACUAGUCCCUAUCAACGUGGUCUCAAGGCGGCCAUGUUGGUAGGGGCGAUGAAAGGUCUUUUCAUACUUCUGCCAUGAUUUGAAAUGGGUUUCACUAUUAGACGUCCAAUCCAUUUGAAGUGGGACGAUAGGUUUACUUACCAACCUCAGAGCGGCCAUGUUGGUAAGGGCAAUGAAAAGUCCUUUCAUGCUUUUGCCUUCAUUUAAAAUGAGUUUCACUAGUACACGUCUAAUCCAUUUGAAGCGGGGCGAUAGUUAAACCUUGCCCUACCAACAUGGCUUCAAGGCGGCCAUGUUGGUAGGGGCGAUGGAAGAUCUUUUCAUGCGUCUGCCAUGAAUUGAAUUGAGUUUCACUAGUUGACAUCCAAUCCAUUUGAAGUGGGACGAUAGUUUGACUUACCAACCACAGUGCGGCCAUGUUGGUAGGGACGAUGGAAGGUCUUUUCACGCUUCUGCCUUGAUUUGAAAUGAUCACUGGUAAGACAUCCAAUCUAAACCUUUGGCCAAGAUGCAAAUGAAUUUGCUGCCACCCUACCACUUCAAAUGGAUUGGACAUCUAGCGCCGUCAAGCACAUAAAAUUAGCAUAAUAGCAGUUACUUUGCAGUCAAGUGAGUAUACAGUAAUUUUAUUUUCAAUAAUUGGCGUAUCGGUACAUUAAAAAAUUGUAUCGUUGCAACACUAUAAAUUUGUUAGCCAUUGCCUAUGCUUUCCCUUGAGUCGGCUCAUACCUUACGCCCACAAACACACCUUGGUGCUACACACAUAUAAACACACACAUAGUAAUAUACACAAAACGCAUGCACGUGCAACAAAAUGUGACCUCAAAUUAACGUCGUUCCAACUUCUUUCUACAUUUUUGAAGGCGGAAAGUGUCCAAAAAGGUGUUUGACACCUCCCAAGCUGUGAAAAAUGUAAAACAGCCCAGCUGUUUUUUUUUUUUUAAAGUGUUUGUAUUUAGUCGCGACAAAGUAACUUAAAAAGGAGAAAAAAAAUUUGUGUAAAUUUGUUGUCGUUUUGCCGCUGCAAGUUUCACUCUACCUCUUUUCCGCCAGCUCUAGUCUCGCUCUCUUGGUCGAAAUGAAAAACCAAAUGGUCACAAAGAGAAGAGAAAUGAUGAAAAUAUUAAGAUUGAACCCAAAGUUAAAGCUCAUACAGCUGCGCAAAACCAUCUCACUACUCGCUAACAAUGCAGACCUCAGUAAGUCAAUGGAAAUUGGUGAUUCUUUGUUUUCGGGUUGUGAUCAUUUUCGGAAGAUAAUCGUCUUGUUGGUCUUUCUUUUCCCCGCUGUAGGACGUCUGUUGAGGAAGUCAGUGUUUGCAAAAAAAAAAAAAAAAGUUGUUUAUUCAACACCCCGAAAAAAGUUGUAAAAUAUCGUAAUUUUUUUAUUAAAAAGUAUGUUUUUUUUUUUUUUUGGGGCGUAAAAUUCUUAAUUGCGACAUCUCAGAUUCCUUACUUUAACCCUUUCAUGGACAAAUUAUGACUUUAAAUUUUUUUAAUUUAAAUCUAUAUUGGACAGUGGUUUCAAAAGUGCGGCCCAGGGGCCAAUUGCAGGCCCCGGGACAACAUUUUUGCGGCUCCCAUUUGACGUCAAUUGCAGUUUUAGUGUUGUGAAAUAUCAUAAUGUUUUGAUUAAAAAGUUGUUUUUUUUGUUUUUUUGUUUUUUUUUUGCAUUAAAUACUUAAUUGCGACAUAUCAGAUUUCUUACUUUAACCCUUUCAUGGACAAAUUAUGACUUUAAAUUUUUUUAAUUUAAAUUUAUAUAAGACAGUGGUUUCAAAAGUGCGGCCCGGGGGCCAAUUGCGGGCCCCGGUACAACAUUUUUGCGGCUCCCAUUUGACAUCAAUUGCAGUUUUAGUGUUGUGAAAUAUCGUAAUGUUUUGAUUAAAAAGUAUAAGAUUUUUUUUUCCCCCAUAAAAUUCUUAAUUGGGACAUAUCAGAUUUCUUACCCUUUCAAGGACGAAUUAUGAUUUUAAAUUUUUUAAAUUUAAAUUUACAUUAUAUAGGACAGUGGUUUCAAAAGUGCGGCCCAGGGGCCAAUUGCGGGCCCCGGGACAUUUUUGCGGCUCCCAUUUGACAUCAAUUGCAGUUUUAGUGUUGUGAAAUAUCGUAAUGUUUUGAUUAAAAAGUGUAAGAUUUUUUUUUUUUUUUUUU
Corythoichthys intestinalis (scribbled pipefish) is the source of this 9723-nucleotide messenger RNA. It is a transcript of the gene runx1t1, whose product is annotated as RUNX1 partner transcriptional co-repressor 1. Lineage: Eukaryota; Metazoa; Chordata; Actinopteri; Syngnathiformes; Syngnathidae. Gene Ontology annotation, molecular function: transcription corepressor activity. The transcript is spliced from 11 exons. The record is from RefSeq and is a predicted model, not a curated record. Gene Ontology annotation, cellular component: nucleus. Bases 287 to 2155 code for a protein of 622 amino acids. Gene Ontology annotation, biological process: negative regulation of DNA-templated transcription; DNA-templated transcription.